GCAACCUGCCUACAGACCUCUCCCCCUCGCUGUGCGCAUGUCGGAACCUGCGUGGCUGGCCUCUCUUGAGCCUGCUAAGCGCGAGCGGAUUGUGUCGGUCAUUGCCGGCCUGCUUGCCGCCGCAGUGCCACCUGCCGGUGGUGACGCCGACGCCGACGCCGCCGACGGCCUUAGCGCACGUGCAGCCUCGCUUGAGGCCGCCAUGGUCGACACUUCUGACUCGCUCGUCGACUAUGAGUCGCGCACCGCAACCCUGCUUAAGAAGCUGCAGGCCCGGACCUGGCACAACUCGCCUGCUGCCAUGGACGCCCGCACCGCCUCGCUUCGUCUCCUCGCCGACGCCGGCGCCGACGACGCCACCGCUACCGCCGCAGAGGCAAAAGCCUGGGAUGACCAUGCCGCACAUGGCGAGCAGCCCUAUGCGCACGCUAUUAACUGCGCUGUUGCCGACCUGUUUGGUCUCCCACCCCCUCUCGCAUCGGCUGCUUCAACCCUGUCUUCGCUCCCGCCGUCGCCGGGCGAUUCGCCGGCUCCUGACUCUGCUCGUACUGCGCCUUGGAAGCGCCGCGCGCUGACGGAUUCCCACUCGCGCUCCAAGUCAUCCGGCUUUACGCUCCCCGACCCUACCAAAGCCCGUGCUGCCGCUGCACCGCCGCCGCGCUCCAUCGCCGACCGCCGCGCCGCCGCUCCGCCGCCUGCCCCAGCCAAGUCCUCUCGGCGAAAGCUCUCGGUCCACCUGGCGAGGCUCAAUUCUUCCUCUCCGGCCAUUUCCUCGCUUAACUCUUCGCCACCCGCACCACUUUCGCCUCCAAAAUCGCGCCCUGCCCGUGCUGCACCCAAGCCGCCGCCGCCGUCAACUCGCCCUCGUCGCCGCCUUUCCGAUGUAGUUGGCGAGCGCCAAGGCACGCUCCGUCGCUCGCAGUCGGAAGCCUCGUCCACACUUCACAGGGGUCUAGGUCACCGCUCCAGCAGCUCUUCAGCAUCACCGUCCCCUCCUCCGCCACCGUCACGAGCACCGCCGUUCAUUGCCAAGCCGCACGCACGUCCGCCCGCCCCCCUCCUACCCGCCCGCCGCGUAGCGAUGUUACUUGCUGGGAUCGUGCCGAAGCCUCUCAGUCGCUUCCCAACCUGCCGCAGUUAGACUCAGACGACUCGUCCUCGUCGUCGGGUGAUGUGGACCUUGCUGCGUAUGCAAACGGCUCGGAGCCAAACUCUUGGGACGACUCCUCGGGCUCGGAUGCGGACAUCGCGGCCUACGCCUCUGGGUACCGGGAUCUUUCCUCGCGCGCCCCGGCACCUCCCCCUCCGGUUGCGUCUCAGCCUGCUGGGCCAAACUUGGACCACCCGUUCUUCUCCACCAUCUACUCGGCCCCACCGGACGACAACUACUUUGAGCCACCGCUUGUCACCGAGUGCCUCGACUGGCUCAUCGAGCACGGGACCCGUGAGAAGGGCCUAUUCCGAAUUCCGGCCUCGCUCAACCGUGUCAAGGAACUGCACGCAGCUUACGCUGCGGGUCAGUCGGGCCUCAUCGCUGCCCGUAAUAUCCGUGACGAACACCUUGUCGCUGGUCUCCUCAAGUAUCACUUUAAGAACCUCGCGUCCGACGUCUUCCCGCGCUCGCUCCUUCCCGCUCUCUCGUCCGCCGCCGCUAUUGACGACGACCAGACAUGCGUCGCCGCCCACGCCCAUCUGAUGCAGCUUCUCUCGCCAGCCCGCACCGCCACGCUCGCGAAGCUUGUCCGCCUCUUCACACUCAUUGUUGCCAACGCCAAAAUCAACAAGAUGAAGCUCUCCAACAUGUCGCUUGUCUUUGCGCCAACUCUCUUCCGAUCGGUCCCACACGCCACAGCUACACGCAUUCUCACCGUUUGGAUUGCCAACCACCCGGCCGUUUUUGCUCUUUGAGUUCAACUCUGCUAAAUCCAAAACUUGUUCUG
This is a messenger RNA of Thecamonas trahens ATCC 50062, 1940 nucleotides long. RefSeq lists its product as uncharacterized. The record is from RefSeq and is a predicted model, not a curated record. The transcript has a single exon. Lineage: Eukaryota; Apusomonadida; Apusomonadidae. The annotation marks the transcript as partial.